AUGCAGCGUAGUUUGCAUGAGCUGGUACAUUGGUCAUCCAAAUGCAUGGAUUUUAUAGCAGUCAUCCAAAUGAAUAAAGUCCAGUUAACAUUGCUGUUUUAUCAGCUCAUAGUUAUCACUACCGCAAUCAAAGUGAUCAACAAUGGCUUAGCACCACCUGAAAUUGUCCAUUCACCUAUAAGAACUAAACCUCGAUGUAUUGUCAAAGCAGAACCGCUGGAUCUGGUAUUCAUGCUGGACAGCUCAGGUUCAUUGAAAAAUAAAUUUCAAGACGAAAUCGAUAUCAUUCGUCGGAUUGUCAAUCAUGUUACCAUCGGAGAACCCGCUACACGGGUCAUGCUUAUACAAUUCAGCGGUGUUCAACAUUUGGAGUUUAAUUUCAAGAAAUUCAAAGAUCGCGACGAUAUUCUUGGUGCCCUAGAUGUAUUAAGGCAUGUGUCAGGCAUAACACGAAUGGGUGAUGCAUUUGAAUACACUCUUAGUAUGCUGAAUGAAAAAAAUGGAAUGAGAUCUUCGGAUGUACCGAAGAUAAUAUAUUUAUUAUCGGACGGUCGAACGCAUGAUUAUCCCAAGGAUACAGAAAUGGCAGAACAACUGAGACAACAAAUUGACAACGUUGACAUCUACGCUUAUGGAACUGGUGAAUAUGUUGCUAUAAAUGAAUUGCUUGCUAUUACCAAGGAUCCAAAGAAAAUUGUAACAAAUCAAAAUUUGGACGAUUUGGAACCAAUGUUUGAUCGCUGGCGGGGUACUGAAGUUUGUGAGAAAUUACCUGUUUGCGUCCGUGGAUCUGAUAAGCCUCUUGAUUUGAUCCUAAUCGUUGACUCUUCUGAGUCUGUUGCUCACCUUUUUGAUGAACAAAUCAGAUUUGCAGUCGAACGAAUCGUUCGGAAUAUAAAUAUACAUCCAGAUGCUGUCAGGUUAGCUUUGAUCACUUAUUCUGGACAAGCUUACGUUCAUUUCAAGUUCAAUGAUCCACAAAUUGGUAACAAUACAGCAGUGAUAGGACAUUUAAAUGCGUUGAAAUCAAUUAAAGGUACCACAUCGACUCACAUCGCAUUACAUCAGGCUUACAAACUAUUAAUGGAUACUGAUAGUGGAAAUGGAGCACGUGAAGGAGUCAAAAAGAUGAUUAUCAUAUUCACGGAUGGACAUUCGCAACAAUCACCACAGGAUAUGGCAUUACGUCUUAAAAAUGAAAGCGUAGAAAUUUUCGCAAUAACGUUGACCCCAGCACCAUAUGCAGAUGAGGGCGAAUUACUAAGUAUCACGCAGAAUACAGAUCAUAUUUUUACGCCCGUUAAUUUAAAGGAUUUCGAAACCAAAUUUCUCCCGUACAUUGGUUUUGGUUGUGUUGGUGUAGAUUUAGGACCUGAUCCGGAACCAAGGAUUCGUGGUGCCACCGAUGUCGUCUGUGAUGGAAGUUCUGUUACAUUCACUGUCCGAACACAAUGGCCAAUGACAGGCCUUAUGUAUGCACAGCAAUAUCACGAUGAUAUAAGAUGUGUAACUGAUGGAUCAUCCAGGGAAAUCUCGAUCACAAUUUAUGAAGGCACAUGUGGUCUUAGUAAAACACCAGCUGCACGACGCGAUGGCUAUACGUUCAAAAUUACUGUGAUAUUGCAAUUCCAUCCAGUUAUCAUGACAAGAGCCGAUCAAGGUCUGAGUAUAUCCUGCUCCUAUCAACAAUCAGUGCCACGAGAAGAAGUGGGUCGUUCAUCAAUUAAAAAGCUUAGUGAUACUGAAUGCUCAUAUCGACUUCAUCGAUUUGCGCCUGAUCAAUGUGUUCCUUUAGAUGCUAAAGUUGGUGAAUCGUUAUUUCAUAGAUGGGAAUGCAACAGUCCGUCAAAUUACCAGUAUUUGGUACAUGAUUGCUUUGUUAAAUCAGAAACGAAAAAUGUACUGAUCAUGGAUUCAAACGGAUGUGAAGUAGACCCAUAUUUUUUGGAAACUCCUGAUUACACGAAAUUUUCUGAGAAUUGGAAAAAUGAUGCGUAUGUUUUCAAGGAAAUGAGCGUAUUCAAGUUCCCGGGAGAGGGAAAUGUCGUCUUUCAGUGCCAGAUAUCAUUAUGCGAUAUGGAAGGAGAUGAUGCAUGCAAAGCCAUGAUUCCUCCACGCUGCCCGCAUAAUUCGACGUUAAGGCUGAAACGUGAAACGCAAGCUAAGAUAAAACCAGGAUUUGCAAUAACAUUUAAUGUGGAGACCCGAACGUUGAAUGUUUUGGAAAACGAAUCUACUCGACCAGCUACUCCUAUCAAGUAUUGCGAUGUCAGAGUGUAAAUUGUGUUCCAGUGCAACCUCACUCUAUGAAUUCUAGCUUUGAGUCCAUCAAAUAAGCAGUAAAAGCCUUAUAAAAAAAGGUUUUUUUGAGUAGCUAAAGAAUUCAAGGUCUCAGAAAGGUACUGGUAGUGUUUCCAUUCAUUUGAAUUCUGAAACAUUCGAAAGAACUUGCAAUUUUGAAUAAGAAAAGCUAUUUAAUAUCAAAAAUAUAUUCAUUUGUUUUAUGACAUUCAUUCAUUGCAGC
Messenger RNA from Loa loa (African eye worm), 2524 nucleotides. RefSeq names its product von Willebrand factor type A domain-containing protein. The record is from RefSeq and is a predicted model, not a curated record. NCBI's taxonomy places the organism in Eukaryota, Metazoa, Nematoda, Chromadorea, Rhabditida, Onchocercidae. The transcript is spliced from 15 exons. Bases 1 to 2280 code for a protein of 759 amino acids.